AUGAAUAGCUGGAUGGGACCAAACCAUGCAGGCGACCAGCAGCAGUAUUCGAGUUGGUCGUCUAUGCCUGUGAAUAACCACCCGUCGCCGGGUCGUCGAGAACAUGCGGUGCAGCCUCCAUUAUUGACGACGGCCUUGGGUGCUCCUCAGUUUCACCAUGCAUCCACUCCUCUGUCGUCCACUUCGCUAUCAAGUCCUUUUACGCAGGCUCAUUCUCCAUAUGUCGCUUCUCCUGCGCACGCGAGAUCAACACCAUCGUCCUCGAUGGCAUCCAGGCAGCAGACGGCCUUUAAUGUUCCAUACAACCCUCAGGAAUGGGGACCCGUUGGCGGAGCCUCUGCACAGGCUGCAUAUUCCCAGGCAAACAGUGUGCAUCGAGUUUCACCUCAGCAAAGAACUCAACCAGACGUGCCCGUGUCGCCGCCGCCGCCUCCACCCUACUCGCCUCCAAGUAACAGGAACCAAAUGCCACAGGAGUUCACUUCGCCAAACCCUAACAUUUCGGUAACACCGACGGUCACGCCGCCCCAACAUCCUUCCCCCGAAAGUAAUAUCGAUAUGAAUGUUGAGUACCAACGACGCUCAGUGCCUCGUCCUCGUCCAGUCUCUAUGAUAUAUUCAAAUGACCCGGGGCUACGAUUGUCAUUACCCCCUCCGCCUCCGCCGCAGGGGAAUCGGUCUGUCUCGCAAAGCCGAAUUGAACAUUACCAGGGUGCUCCUCACAUUUCUGCCCCAUUCCACUCCAGAGCACGAGUUUCGAUGUCAUAUGAACAAGCUCUUCCAUCGCCGGCUUUGAGAGGUAGUGUAAUGAGACAACCAGCCGAAGAAUUGGAGACGCCAUCAAGGCCACCUGCGUCCAGAAGAGCUGCCUCUGCAGGGGCUAUUGUGAGUAGCACAAGCUCUUCCAGAAACCGAUCUCCUUCAAAUAGUGGUUGGGAACCAGGUAUGCCACUUCCACCGCCUCCUCCAGGGCCUCCUCCGACGGCAAGAGCCGUCAGUGCGAGUGGUUCAUCCGAGGGUUCUUCCACGACGACAGUUCAAGGUCCAAGCAGAACUCGACCUAGGCCGCCGCCGAUUAUGGGAAGUGGACUUGGCAGCAUUCCACCAACACCAGCUGAUUGGAUUGACGAGGAGUACAUGAGACACCGACCAAGUAGGGAUCAUGAGCCUCUGCAUAUCGACACUACUAAGUCGAUCCCAACGCCUGAUCCAGUUGGCAAUCCAGACAUGGAUGAACUAGAUUAUCAGUCGCAGAAAACCCCUGGAAGUGGCGGCCUUUUCCGAAGUCCAGCCGUUCGGGAUCCAAGUGCUAAAGGCAUUCGUGAACGGCGAAUUGAGCGUCGAAACCGCCAAAGUCAAGUCUUCGAAGACAUGAGUGCAGUGUCUUCUAGUGGAAACCCCUGGGCUGAUGCUUUGGAGCAAAUAAAGCCCUCGAAUCUCGUCUUUCCGGAGCACAGGCAGAGCCCUGAUCCCACUCAGCACCCGACAUCGUCAAGGAAGACCCCUCAAAGCACCCGGAGUAUAGGCUCGGAGGGACACCGCACUGCUUCACGGUCUCGAGCAUCAUCUACUGGCCUUUUUACCGAGCAGUCACCGCACUUGACACCGAAGCCGGAACCUAGCCCUGCUGGACCAUCUGCUGCUUUUGCACAAACGCCUCCGUUCUCACCAGGAGCAUCCUCUUCGGCAUUCCAAAAAGAAACACCCCAGGUGGUGCCACCGAAAGCACUCCCCACCCCACCGCUAAACUCUGCAAAGGAGGCUCUAUCACGCUCUCGCGCCGCCUCCAGAGGACCAGAGGAACGUCCAAUUUCUCAUAUCCUGCAUUUGCCCAAUGAUGCCUUAUCUACGAUGAAGCCUCUAUCACCACGUCGGCUGCCAAUCAUACAUACUGGUCAACAGGCAUCAUUGGAAUCAGUCAUCAGGCAAGAGACCGACUUUGUUCAAGAUGCCGUUCAAAGGCACCAGAAGUUUAUUAAGCAGGAAGCAGCCGCUCUGAAUGAGGCCGAGGCAAUAAAGGUCUUCACUGAUUUCAUCAUCGCUGAGUCUCAGAUACGCCGUGAGCGAUACGCCGCUGUUUGGGAUUCGGGUUCUUUUGGAAUCGACGAAGUGCGCAACAAGCUUUUUCAAAUGCCGCCUCCUGAGGCCGACAUGGCGACAAAGCCAACCAAACAAAUGCCCACUUUAGAAAUACCUUCAAAUCGAACGAGUCGACCCGAGUCUGCGUGGUGGAAUAACUACCAACCAUGUCUAUCACCUAUUGCCAGUCUCAGCAUGAGCAACGACGAAAUGAGUUCGAGAGGCCGUGCGCCCAGUCGCUGGUGGGAGUCCAAGACAGGGUCCAGCAGUGAGGAAUAUGAUAGAAAGGUUCAUCGAUCUAAGAGAGAGUCGAAGUAUAUGGGUCUUCCCCGUGACUCCAUGCAGUGGGAUCAGGAACGAACUCCUUCAGAGCUCAAUGAUGCGGGUGCGAAUUACACCGACCAGAACAAAACUUACGGACCAGACGAGUAUCCUCCGGAGAAAUCUGGCUGGCACGAAGAGACCUUCCCUUAUCCAAAUUACGGUAAUGAAGACCGACGUGGGCAAAUCCUGACGCCUCAAAAGCUGGACAUCUCCCGACUCAUUACUUUGCCGCCGCCGUAUCCACGGCACUAUCCUGCUGUGAAUAACAGCCAUCCAGAGCUGAUAUCCUAUCGAACCACUGUCCGCUCAAUCACCGACCUUUCUGAAAUCAAGUCGACCAGACAGCGAUACAAGGAAGAUGUGGAGGCCAUGGCUCAGGAUCAUAAGAUCCAGGUCAAAGACGGCCGCCGCCAGUUCAAGUCUAACAUUCAUAGCCAGAUCCAAGAAGGUAGCCUCACAUUUGCAGAGGCAGCCGAGGCUGAAGCGGCGAUGAUUGUCGACGAGAACAAGCGAGAAAGGGCAUUGGUGAAACGUGAGCUUGAUACAUAUCAAGAGACCGUAUUGAAGCCGAUGGCGGCUAUUCUCAAUGACCGCAUUAAUCGGGCGUCAACCUGCAUCAAUGAGUUGAGUAGCAGGCUUUUCGAUGAUGCGCAACAUGAAACACCGGACCAAACACAAGAGGAGGGCGAUGAGAAGCCCGAGCUCUUGGAGAAGCUGACGCAGCUUAAGUGGUUGUUUGAAGCACGAGAACAGCUCCAUCGUGAGUCGUUCGAGUUGGUCACUGACCGCGAUGAUAAAUACAAAGUGGUCGCUCUACUGCCGUAUAGACAAAGCAAGAACGAGGAUAAGAUCCGGGAGACGCAAGCUUUCUUCUCCAAAGAUGCCCUUGACCGACGGGUACAAUACGAGACGCAGGCCUUCUCUCGACUAGAAUCUUUCAUGGACGUCAUUGAGCAGAACGUUGUGCGUGGUGUCGAGAAGCAACUCUCCGCCUUCUGGGACAUCGCACCGUCGCUACUAGCCCUUGUUCAGCAGGUACCGGACAGAUUACAUGGUCUCCAGGUGCAAAUCCCAGCCGAUGAAUACCAGGAGAAUCCUAGCUACCAUACACACCCACUGCAAUAUUUAUAUACGCUACUGUCGCAUGCCGAGAAGUCGAGCUACCAAUACAUCGAAUCGCAAAUCAACCUUCUUUGUCUACUGCAUGAAGUUCGGUCAGCGGUCAUGCGAGCCAAUCGCAACCUUGCAGAGGCAGAGAGGAUCUGGCAAGGAGAGUCUGAAGAAAAUGUCCGUCAGGAAAUGCGGGAAGCACGAGCGGAUGAAGAGGUUGCUCUUACCACCGACCUUAAGGACAAGGUCUCCACUGUGGAAGGCCAGUGGACCGAGGCACUUGGGAGUCAGAUUCAGGGACUCCGAGAGCGAGUGAAAGGACAGCUCGUUGCAGAGGAUGGUUGGGAAGACCUGGAGCAAUUGGAGCAGGAAUGA
Messenger RNA from Penicillium atrosanguineum, 3888 nucleotides. RefSeq lists its product as uncharacterized. The transcript has 3 exons. The coding region runs from base 1 to 3888 and encodes 1295 amino acids. NCBI's taxonomy places the organism in Eukaryota, Fungi, Ascomycota, Eurotiomycetes, Eurotiales, Aspergillaceae. The record is from RefSeq and is a predicted model, not a curated record.